Messenger RNA from Hydractinia symbiolongicarpus, 1275 nucleotides. RefSeq lists its product as uncharacterized. The transcript has 3 exons. The record is from RefSeq and is a predicted model, not a curated record. Lineage: Eukaryota; Metazoa; Cnidaria; Hydrozoa; Anthoathecata; Hydractiniidae. The coding region runs from base 1 to 726 and encodes 241 amino acids.
AUGUCGUGGCUGGAUGUCUUCGUCGAGACUUGGCUGCUCCUUUUCAGAUUAAACACAAGAGCCUAUAUUUACGUAUGUAUCAGAGCUCGACCAUACACCUCGGUAGUCCGUCUCCAAGUGUCUCUGGGUCUCGCCCACCUAUGUACAUAUAUCAUAACAGCAUCGUUUCUGUGUACCAUUUUUCAAGCUUGUCUAAAGAAGUCUUUUAUUCCUGUGCAAUGGAGAAUUGCAUCAGAAGUUUAUAAACCUAAAAACAACACACCUUGUCCAUCCAACAUAAAGGAUUUUCGCCCCAUAGCUCUUCUGAAUGUUAAAGGAAAGCUCUUUUUUAGUUUGAUUUCCAAGCGGUUAGAAUCGCAUAUUAUAAAGAAAAACAACUUCAUUAAUACUUCCAUUCAAAAAGUUUGUAUGGAAGAAGUUCCGGUUUGCUGGGAACACAUGUCUAUUGUUUGGUCCACACGUAAGAAUGCGAAGGCACAACAUUCUUCACCUUCAGCCACAUGGCUUGAUAUUGCUAAUGCGUACCCUUCAGUUCCGCACAAGCUGAUUUUUAUGUCUCUCAAACGCUAUGGUGUACCAGAAUCAUGGAUAAGGCUCAUACAGCUAUACUACGACAGCCUGUGGAGUAAGUCUUUUUCGGCUUCUGCUCCUUCCAGUUGGCAUCAACACUGUAGGGGAGUUUUAUCGGCUGUACACUUUCCAUUAUACUAUUUCUUGCAGUUAUAAACGUUAUUCUUGAGUAUGUGUGUGUUACCCCCAGCCUUAUUGAUACUGAAGGCACAACAUUCUUCACUUUCAGCCAUAUGGCUUGAUAUUGCUAAUGCGUACCCUUCAGUUCCGCACAAGCUGAUUUUUAUGGCUCUCAGACGCUAUGGUGUACCGAAUCCUGGAUAGGGCUCAUACAGCUAUACUACGACAGCCUGUGGAGUAAGUCUUUUUCGGCUUCUGCUCCAUCCAGUUAGCAUCAAAACUGUAGGGGAAUUUUUAUCGGGUGUACACUUUCCAUUAUACUAUUUCUUGCAGCUAUAAACGUUAUUAUUGAAUAUUUGUUUCUUACCCCUGAGCCUUAUUGAUACUGAAGGUAAUAAAAACAAAAUCCCAGACCAACCCCUUAAUAAAAGCUUUUAUGGGUGAUAUAUUCUUAAUGUCCCCGUCAAUUCCAAGUACUCAAAAUUUAUUAAACAGGUGUACAACAGCUCUUCCCUCUCCAACCAAUCUUGUGAGAUAGGGAUUUGAGAAAGACAAAAGUUGCAUUCUGUGCAAGAAACCAUCCUC